AUGCACCAACAGCGCAACUGUGUUUUCCUCUCGCAGAACAAAGGCAGCUCCCCUGCUCCCGACGGCACUGAAGAGCACGAGUUGCCUCUCACCUGCAAGUCAAGCGAGUGUCUUCCUUAUGCUUCUCCAAAAGCGAUGACUGGGGGCGCCAAAGCGAGGAAGGACGGGCAUUCGAGGCAUACCCGCAGGGGUAGCUCCAACGCUAAGUCGUCUUCGGCUGUUGCGUCAGUCCCCGAAAAAGACACAUCGCAAGGAAGCGCGUCUCCUCCUCUGGCACCGCAUCACUCGCAUCCCCAGAAAUUCGGACUGUUGGCGCAGGGCAAACCGCCUCCUCGUCGUGACACUGAAUGUUCAGCGCCUGUGAGCUUGGGUAGCGGCGCUACUCGUGGGCGAGAUCUUGGAUUCUCACCCACAACCACGCCACCUGCAGCUUCGAUCGACGCCAUGUCUCCUAUGAACGGUUCCAUGCCACCAGCUGGCCAAUCGGUGGGCUCUCGCGAGGCAAUGUCGCCUGCCCCGACUACCGAAGAUCGGCUCACCCGACCAGUUGCAGGUAUCAUGUCGCCCGAUGGUCACCGCAGGCACUCUUCGCGAGUGUCCCCCUCGGAACCGUUUUCAGACGCGGCAAUGCGAAUCAAGCCCUUCGACUCUCGCUCCUUCCUCGCUUACAUCGCGGACGAGCAGCGGGAGCUGCUGUUCACCUACGUGGCCGUCGCGCUCACGGUGCUUGCUCUGUGCGCGCUACUCACCGCCAUACUGCUGCUCGCUGUGCCCGUCGGCCCACAGGACACCGUCUGUACGACAGCCUCGUGCACGGCGCUGGACUCCAUGCUGGCAGCUAGCGUGGACCAGACUCGAGAUCCGUGUGUCAACUUCUACGCGCACGUGUGCAGCGGCUGGGCGCAGACUCGGAACCAGUCUGUCUACCGGAGUCACCUUCGAGAGUUCCUGGCGGACAUGCACUGGAUCUUGGCGCGCGUGCUCGUUCCUUCCCAGGCGCAGACGGCACAGCAGGUGGUUGCCGCUUUCUACCAGACGUGCACGGCCGUGCUGGUGGACGGCGCCGACGAGCUGCCCUCCUUCCGGCGCCAGCUCCACCUGGCGGGAGUGAAAUGGCCUCACCUGUCCGCCGAGCCGAACGUCAUCGCCACAGCGGCCUCAGUGUACGCUACCUUUCAAGUAACUGCGAUGCUGCGUAUACGGGCCUCUAGGCGCAACACGAGAAACGUGCUCGAAGUAGCGCCAGACGUGACGUUCCUGCGCGGAUGGCAGGACACGCGCGAUCACCUCAUACAUGCUGGCUCCUACGCACGUUUCUUCGAGGAGACAAAGAACAAGUACGCCGGAAACGAGAAGCCCGCAAACACGGCCUUGACCUACGAAAUAUUUUUCAAAGUCGAGAACGCCGUUCUCCAGGCAUUGGUACACUGGGGAAAAUCCGGCGGCGAAGUCGAAUUUAGCCGCAUUGAUAGCCUCAUUCAAAUCACCAGGAAUGUUCCCACGACAACAUGGCGUGCGGUCGUUGAUAAACUAGGACUCCCAGAAACUGCGCACGUCGCCAUAGCCAACUUGGAGCUCAUCAGGAAGGUGGAUGAGUUGUUCUCUACGCUUGGCGAACAACUCCUCCAUUACUACUUGGGAUGGUGCGUGGUGCAACAGGUGAUGCGCUACAUGAGCAAGGAUAUCGCCAGCAGCUGGUACGACUACGAAGGUAUCAGCCCCGCAACGGACAUGGCGAGCGAAUGGCGCGGGCAAGCAGAGUGCAUGCAGCUCAGCGAGAAGCUUGUGGGGCAAUUCACCUUCGGUCGUUUUAUCCUCUGGAAAUCAGACGCCGAAGACUACUGGUACGUGUACUCCGUGGUAAGCGCCCUCUCGGCUCAACUGAUGCUCGCGAUCCAGAGUUCGCCGUGGAGUGGCCACAGCGGCCGACUAAACAGAGCCGACUUCCACGUUGACUUCCACGUGGACGCCAUGCGAGUCGUAGACGAGGCGCUCGGGAAAUAUGGCCUGUCCAACCGUUCAUCGCUGCUCAGCAAUUGGAUGGACAUCGCCGCUGCCGUGAGCACUAUCAACGCGACGUUCAGAGACCGUAUCUCGACCACCUACACAAGGGACCUUGUAGCGGAACAGCGGUACAACCUGUAUGACAACCAAAGCGGAGCGCUCACCCUUCCUCCAUUCUACGCGAUGCUCCCAGUCUACAGGCGCCACUUGAGCGAAACGACCAAGUUUGGCGCUCUCGGCACGCUCUUCGCCACCGCCAUUUUCCGGCUCUUUCUUGCCAGGCUCACGGGCUAUUCUGUCGAGUCUCAAGAGGCCCUCGAAAGGCUGCGCUGCUUCGCCGAGUCUGCCGAAUACCGCAGCGACCGCCUAGACCUCUACCACCACGCCGCGUCUGUCAAGCUCGCACUGGAUGCACUGCGGUUGCUUCCCGGCAGCAGUCACCAGCGACUCCGAAUGUUCGACAGCCUGCAGGUGUUUUUCGUCGUCAUGUGCUACCUGUUCUGCACUCCCAACACUUCCGAGGACACCAUCAUCGCAGAAACCAUCUGCAACGAGGCUGUCAAGAACAGCCGGGAGUUCGCCAUGGCAUUCCAGUGUUCUUCGGGAGCGCUAAUGAAUCCGGAGCGGAGGUGCAGUUUCUUCUAG
Dermacentor silvarum is the source of this 2649-nucleotide messenger RNA. Its product is annotated as endothelin-converting enzyme 2. Gene Ontology annotation, cellular component: plasma membrane. Gene Ontology annotation, molecular function: metalloendopeptidase activity. The record is from RefSeq and is a predicted model, not a curated record. NCBI's taxonomy places the organism in Eukaryota, Metazoa, Arthropoda, Arachnida, Ixodida, Ixodidae. Gene Ontology annotation, biological process: protein processing. Bases 1 to 2649 code for a protein of 882 amino acids. The transcript has a single exon.